GCAUUUGUUGCAGGUCCCUAGAGAGAAUGAUGUAGACAUUGCAAUGAAAAUUCUGGUUCAGUGGACUUCCCAAGGCCUUGAAGAUGUCCGGCUGGUAAAUUACUCUGUUUUGCUUGACCUACCAAGCUCUUCUUCAAACACAGUAACUCUGAAAACCAGCGGUGAAUGCUUUUAUCCUAGUGGACAUCAAUGCAACAGAGAGACCAAAAUGCUUCAUAGCCAAGACCUCCUGUACUCAUAUGCAGCUUACUCUGCCAAAGGAACUCUUGAGGCAGAACUUGUUGAUAUACAGUAUGGCACCGUGGAAGACUUGAUCCGGAUUCAAGCCAUUACAAACGUAACCAAAAAAAUUGCACUUUUGAAGCUAGGACAAUCACCUUUGCUGUAUAAGCUUUCUCUGUUAGAAGACGCAGGGUUUGGUGGUGUUCUUCUUUAUGUCGAUCCUUGUGACUUACCAAAGACUACGGAUCUUGCUGAUAAAGCUUUUAUGGUUUCCUUGAACAGCGGAGGAGAUCCAUCAACACCUGGUUAUGCCAGUAUUGAUGGAAGCUACAGACAAAAUCGACUGAACCUCACAACACUGUUGGUACAGCCAAUUUCUGCAGUGCUUGCCAAAAAACUCGUUUCCUUACCUGAGGACGCUGUGCAAAGAGAUAGGUGUAUACCCCUCCAGCUGCCAGCUACAGGCAAAAAAAUAAUUAGUCUGAAUAUUCAGUCAGUCACAACUUACAAGACAAUUUCUAAUGUUAUUGGAUAUUUAAAAGGAACUGUAUUUCCUGACAGAUAUGUCAUCAUUGGUAGUCAUCACGAUGGUUUGGACACUUAUGGUGGACAAGAAUGGGCCAGUAGUACUGCAAUCAUCACAGCAUUUAUGCAAGCCUUGAUGUUGAAGGUUAAGAGAGGCUGGAGACCUGACCGGACCAUUGUUUUCUGCUCAUGGGGAGGAACAUCAUUUGGGAACAUUGGUUCAUAUGAAUGGGCAGAGGAUCUCAGGAGAGUUCUUCAAAGAAAUGUUGUGGCCUAUGUUAGCCUCCAUAAUCCAGUCACAGGCAACUCAACUUUGCACCCUGUUGCAUCUCCUUCUCUUCAGCAACUGACAGCAGAGAGCCAGAGCUUCAGCUGUGUGGAGAAGACUAAAUGUCCAGAAUCUAAUGUGAGUUCUGUGCAGAUACAGGGAGAUUCAGAUUACUUCAUCAACCAUCUUGGAGUGCCUGCUGUGCAGUUUUCUUACGAGGACAUCAAAACAUCAGAGAAUUCUGCCUUUCUCUCUGAAGCUCUUUUUCGUGUACAUACAACAAAAACUGAAGAGCUGGAUCCCUCCUUCAGCCUGCACGAGACCAUUGCAAAGCUAACAGGACAAGUGGCUUUGCAAAUUGCCAGUGAACCAGUUUUGCCGUUUAAUGCCCUCGACAUCGCAUUAGAAGUUCAGAACAGCCUUAAAGGUGAAGCAGACAUUCCUCAGUUGCUUGCAGUGGCAUCACAUCUGAGGGACACCGCAGAAUUGUUCCAAUCGGAUGAGAUGCGCCCAGCGAAUGACCCCAAGGAGCGAGCUCCUAUCAGAGUCAGGAUGCUCAACGAUGUGCUACAAAGCCUGGAGAAAAGCUUCCUGGUUCAUCGAGCUCCUCCAGGACUUUACAGGAAUAUUCUUUACAGACUAGAUGAAAGGACAAGCCAGUUUUCAGUAUUGCUAGAGGCACUGGAGCGCUGCAAACUACAUCAGUCAAAUGAGACCAUUCAAGCAGCCUUGUCAGAGGUGCUGAACAGCAUCAAUUCAGCUCAGGUUUACUUCAAAGCAGGACUCGGUGUGUUUGAGACUACCUUAGCUGGAAAGAAAUGA
Tauraco erythrolophus (red-crested turaco) is the source of this 1837-nucleotide messenger RNA. Lineage: Eukaryota; Metazoa; Chordata; Aves; Musophagiformes; Musophagidae. The record is from RefSeq and is a predicted model, not a curated record.